Coffea arabica (coffee) is the source of this 1852-nucleotide messenger RNA. RefSeq names its product GATA transcription factor 28-like. Gene Ontology annotation, biological process: regulation of DNA-templated transcription. Gene Ontology annotation, molecular function: protein binding; zinc ion binding; sequence-specific DNA binding. The record is from RefSeq and is a predicted model, not a curated record. NCBI's taxonomy places the organism in Eukaryota, Viridiplantae, Streptophyta, Magnoliopsida, Gentianales, Rubiaceae.
AGACGCUAAAAUUAAAUUUUGGUAGAAAGAAAUUGAUUGUGAAUGAGAUCGCAGGCCCUCGCACAUAAUUGCAUCUGUAAACCCUAGAAUUUGAUUCAAUGUAACGUCGAGCUCCCCCGAACUCUCCUGUACCCAAUCAAUCACGCCCGUUAGUCUUUCAAUUCCAAGAAAGACUUGCAUUUCGCCAUUUGGGAAGGCUUGAUUUUUCGCUGAAUCUACCCCUCCGCUCGGAUGCUGAUUUUCCAAUUUUAAAUAAAACAAAUAAAUAAAAAAAGAGGUGAAUCUCAAUUGGUCGUGCUCACAGACGAGAAUAUUAGCUGAGGUGUUGGUUUUGGAAUAUAUUUGGGAGUGAAGAUGGAGGGUGGAGGCGGAAUACAUGGAGGCCAAGCGGGAACGAUGCACCAGCAAGUUCAUUACUUGGAAGAGGAAGAUCAUCAUCAUCAUCAUCAUCAUGUCCUGCACCAUAUGGGUAAUGGGCAUAUAAUGAACCAUCAUGGUGAUGAGCAUGAAGAUACUGGUAGUGGUGCAGUUGUUGGUGGAAGUGAAUGUAUGGAUGCUGAUGUUUCAACUGAUCAGGCGACUUUAUCGGAUAACCAUAGUGCUUUGGUGCCUCCUGGCGCCAGUGGCAGCAUUACUAAUGACAAUAAUCAGCUCACGCUCUCUUUUCAGGGCCAAGUUUACGUCUUUGAUUCUGUCUCUCCCGAAAAGGUUCAAGCUGUGCUUCUUCUGUUAGGGGGUCGUGAAGUCCCUUUGAAUGUGCCUACUAACCCAGUAAGCACUCAUGGUAAUAGGGGCAUAUCUAGUACUCCAGAGAAGUUCAAUGUGCCUCAGAGGUUAGCUUCAUUGAUCAGAUUUCGGGAGAAGCGGAAAGAACGAAAUUUUGACAAGAAAAUUCGUUACACUGUUCGUAAAGAGGUUGCUCUUAGGAUGCAACGGAAUAAAGGUCAAUUUACAUCUUCAAAACCCAGUAAUGAUGAUGCUGCAUCAGCUGCUUCAAGCUGGGAUUCUAAUCAGAAUUGGGGUUUGGAUGCCAGUGCAUCCCAAAAUCAAGAGAUUUCCUGUCGGCAUUGUGGGAUCAGUGAGAAAUCUACUCCAAUGAUGCGCCGCGGACCGGAAGGACCUAGGACUCUCUGUAAUGCAUGUGGACUUAUGUGGGCGAAUAAGGGAACUUUGAGGGACCUCUCAAAGGGAGGUGGUGUGCAGGGACCAAAUUGUUCGCUUAACCAGAGUGAUGAGAAUGGAAAUUUCAAAGCUGAUGAAACGGUUAUCAGAGUUGCGGGAAACGGAAGCGACUCGUCAUGACCAGAAAUGUACGCUGGAGUGGGUCUGGGUGGGUUUGAUCAUUGAUGACUAUGAGCCGAUAAAGCGUCUGGAAUUGUGUGUGUUGCGCAGGCAGAGACUUUUACUUUGGAGUUAUCAUCAUCUCUGUAUCUGUAUGUGACGAGUUUCGUUGUUUCACUCAUCGGAUCUUUUCGUUGGUUUAUUAGUUUAAAGGUUCUUCAUAUCUUCAUGUUAUGUUAGUUUAUUAAGUUUAUUUAGAACAGCCGGCUCUCUGUUGUUGUUGUGUCUCGGAUGAGAAAAGCUUGGAUGGAUGAGCUGAGCUGGUUGUGCUGCCUGUGAACUUUGAAGCAGGCAAUAAUGCACUCACUGGGCAUUGCUAGAAGAGGAAACCCCGCUUUUUGGUUGUGUGUAGUUGUGACAACAACAAAUAAUCAAUCCCACACUACUACUGUUUAUUUGUGGUGAGGUGAUGGGCAUGGCUUCCUUUCUGUAAUUAAUUUACCCAGCGAUCUGAUCUCUUCUUGUGAUUCUUCACACAAGUUGUGAUGGUUGAUAUUCUUAAAAAAAAAAA